UUGAAGGGAGAGACACAGUGUGUUCUGGAGUGGACUGAGGAAAUUCUGGGAAAUUAACAUACACACUCGUUUCAUUUGUACACUAGAUCUGAAAGGAAAAGGAGGAGGACCAUGGAGCUUUGGGUAACAACAUUGCAGCUUCUGCUCUUGGGAGUAUUGCUGAGGACAGCUUGGAGCCAGAGGGACGAGCUAAACUCCGAGGAAGAAAGAAAAGCUUUGAUGCUCAAGCAUCUGCAAGAGGUCCUGGAGCUAUCAGAACUUGAAGUGACUGAAGAGGAGUCCCCACAGGAGGUGACCCUGACGGAAGUGGGGGGCUCAGAUAGCAAGGAGAUCCUGGAAGAAGAGCUAGAAGAGCUGGAGGAACAGCUUCCCCACCCCACUGUUUUGACCCUAACAACAGUGCCCCCGGCACAGGAGGAAGAUGGCUUCACCUAUGUGUUCUCCCGUCUGAACAGCCUGGAUGCGGCAGUGCAUCGCCUCAAUGUGCAGUUCUACCACAUGGACGUGAAAGUGUCCCAGUUCUCCCAAGGCCUGGCUGAACUGAAGGCAGGCCUGACUGAAGCUCGUGAAUCAUUUGCUUCCCUGAAUGAAGUUGCUAACCGCAACCAGAAAGAACUUGGAAAAAUUGAUGGUUGCUUGAGGGGCCGACGCACCUACAGCAAAUGCUUCUUGAUCUUCAAGCACUUUGAGGCCUACGAUGGGGCUCAAAAACUCUGCGUAGCCCGGGGAGGAAACUUGGCCAUGCCAGCUGACGCCACUGAGUUGGCCAUUCUGCGCCAAUACCUACAUGAUGCUUUCCAACCAUACAACUGGCCAGCCUGGGUAGGCAUCCACGACCGGCGUUCAGAAGGUCUGUGGCUCUUCGAGAACGGGCAGAGGGUGUCAGUCUUCGACUGGUAUCGUGACCACCUUGUGACUCAACCCAAUGGUGGCACUCGUGAGAACUGUGUUACUCUCAGCUCUGAUGAUGGAAAGUGGUGGGACAAUGAUUGCGAACGACGCAUGUAUUACAUUUGCGAGUAUCGCCUCUAGUAGUUAACAGCUUUCAAUGCUUCGUCUGACUGGCCUCCUUCCAAUUUGAGUAGGUUGAAUUUAGUGUGAAGACCUACAAACCUUAGAAAUCAGAAUCUUUUUUUUGCAAGUGUGUAUACACAUCUCCCCCUUCACACCAUAACCCUGCCUCUCUCUCACUCGCACACAAACUAAUGGUAGCAUUUCCAUAGGAAAAGCAUCCUCCUUAUUUAGUAGACCCUACCUACCUGUAAGAACAAGUAUCUGGCACCUCUCAAAAAGAAGGAAACAUCCACAGCUUGGAAACAAAUACCAAUUUAGUUCUAGAUGACCCACUUGGAACUGGUUUGUUCAAAGAGGCCCAUAGCGGAACGGAUUCCAGAACUGCAAAAACUUGCUUGCUCAAAGCGUGGCAGCUGGGGAUACUAGCUGAUGCUGGAUCUCUCCAGCCAACCUAGUUCCAUACAAAGAAAUCAAUGAGCAAAUGGAGAACAUGGUUAUCAGACCACAGAAAGUAAUGGUCAGAUUAUGUCUCAUGCAAGAGGGUUAUGAUUCCUUCUCCUUUCCCUUCAAACGCUGCUAAAUAAGUUUAGCAAAAACAUUGAAGUAUCUGUUGCUUUUAAUCUAACGCAGCCACUUCCUUCACCAUGGGUUGAAUCAUAAGUAAAGUGAUCAACCAGGCCACAGUUGACAAAAGUAGUGGUGUAGAAUUCACGUGCAGCCUCCCAUACUGCUGGUAACUCUACUGCACCACACUCCCUGCAGGAGUAUGUGACCUAUUGUUUCUUUAGGGAAAAUCUCUUCAACUGGCCUCUUCUAUUCACCCCACUUAAUAAAAAUCAGAACAGCCUUUUAAAAUAAAGUAUCUUUUAUUCCA
Molecule: messenger RNA, 1888 nt
Organism: Eublepharis macularius
Lineage: Eukaryota; Metazoa; Chordata; Lepidosauria; Squamata; Eublepharidae
Gene: CLEC11A
Product: C-type lectin domain containing 11A
Exons: 4
Coding region: 112-1032 (306 amino acids)
Source: RefSeq, a predicted model, not a curated record